Mercurialis annua (annual mercury) is the source of this 952-nucleotide messenger RNA. RefSeq names its product constitutive photomorphogenesis protein 10. Gene Ontology annotation, molecular function: ubiquitin conjugating enzyme activity. The record is from RefSeq and is a predicted model, not a curated record. The transcript is spliced from 5 exons. Bases 287 to 835 code for a protein of 182 amino acids. Lineage: Eukaryota; Viridiplantae; Streptophyta; Magnoliopsida; Malpighiales; Euphorbiaceae. Gene Ontology annotation, cellular component: nucleus. Gene Ontology annotation, biological process: protein polyubiquitination.
GGCAAUUGCAAUCCAUUUGUCUCCCUUCAUCAAAGAUUCCCCGUAGAAAAAAGCAACCCUUUAUGGGCAACACUUGUAGAUAGUUGCUUGCUAAAUUAAAGCUGACAUUAUAAUGCUCACCAAGUGUUUGUGAAUUUGCCUGUGAGAACAAAAAAUCAGAAACCUUACUUUUAUACUGCACCCUUCUCUUUCAAUGGAGGUUUCUUAAUUCUGUGUUGUAAUGGUUACAUGUUGCAAGUGAAAAGUGUGAGACUUUGCACAAUAGUGAAGUUGGUGGUAGGUGGAGAUGAACAAUAGUGCAGGGAUUUAUAUAGGAGGAGGAGGAGGAGGAGGAGGAGGAUCAGCUGCAACAGCAGCCUCAAGUUCGUGGGUGUCGCCGAGUUCGGUGUCAACAUCAGGGAAGAGGAUUCAGAGGGAAAUGGGGGAACUCAACAAUGAUCCACCUCCUGAUUGCUCUGCUGGUCCUAAGGGUGAUAAUCUUUAUCACUGGGUCGCCACCAUUAUUGGCCCUGCAGGAACACCAUAUGAAGGCGGUAUAUUUUUUCUUGACAUAACAUUUCCAACUGAUUAUCCGUUCAAACCUCCAAAGGCAGUAUUCAAAACUCGUAUCUUCCACUGUAAUGUUGAUUCUGGUGGCAACCUUAAUUUGGAUAUCUUGAAGGAUGGUUGGAGUCCAGCGCUUACAAUUACGAAAGUUCUAAUUGCAAUCAGAUCAAUUUUCACCCAUCCCGAUCCUCACAAUCCUCUUAUGCCUGGCAUCGCUUGCUUGUAUCUGUCAGAUAGAGCAAAGCAUGAUGAACUAACUGCAGAAUGGACUAUGCGAUUCGCCAAGUGAAUUUGAUGCGUCGGGUUAUGCAAAAAUCUAACCAAACUGAAUAACUGAACUCGACCAAUAAAUUUGGUUCCGCUUGGAUUUAGAAGUUAAAGAAUUUUCAUUUAAUUUUUAUGUAAA